CGCGGAUCACAAGUGGCUGUAGUACAGAGCUCCGUUACAGCAGCCUCUGCAAAUUAGCUUGGUGGGGGGGGGGGGAAAACUCAGCCAGGAAUCGAUGUGAGUGCUGCGAGCAACCAGGCGGUACAGUGAACCUGCCGCUGACUGCCUUCAAGAACCCCGGAGAUCAAUCAGAGGCAAUUGUCUUUAGAGGUCCUCUCGAUGCCCCGCGAGUUAUAAGUUGACGGAAAGAUUAUCGCUACGAAGGCGAUGGGUGGGAAGCAGUCUCGCAGCCUGUCCCACACCGAGUUGACCGAGGUGAGUGUGGGCCAAAGGAGAGCGGGUACGGUCAGAGACGAGCAGAGCGGCCUGUCCGGGGCAGCGGAGAGGAUCCGUAAACAAACCACCGUACACUUUGGUUUCAGCACUCUGAGCUUAGCCAUGCGGGGGCUGGACGAACCCCCCGCCGAGCUGUGGGAGCUCCGGGACCUCCAGAAGCUCAACCUGUCCAUGAACUGCCUGUGCUCCUUGCCUCCCGCUCUGGGCGCUCUGGACAACCUGGUGAUUCUCAACCUGUGGGGGAACAACCUGUCCAGCCUCCCCCCCGAGAUCGGGCUGCUGAAGAACCUGCGCGUGCUGUUCGCCUGUCGCAACCGCCUGAGCGAGGUCCCCGAGGAGCUGGGCUCCUGCACGUGCCUGGAGGUGCUCAGCCUGGCCAACAACCAGAUCUCCGGCCUCCCCAGCAGCCUGGCGGCCAUGGACCAUCUCACCAAGCUCAACCUCAGUCACAACCGCAUCGUUCACAUUCCCACCUGCGUCUACAGCAUGAAGGGGCUGGUCUUCCUGCACCUGGCCUGCAACCGUUUGGAGAGCAUCGCCGAUCAGAUUCAGGACCUGGUCAACCUGAAGAUCCUGAUCGUGGAGGGGAACAGCAUCCACGCGCUACCGAAGACUCUGUGUUUCCUGGAGUCACUGGAGCUCCUCAACGUGGACUUCAACGAGCUGCAAAGCGUGCCGGAGGAGAUGUACCAACUGAGCAGACUCAGGCGCUUGGCCUGCCACCCGCUGGAUAAAGGACUUCAUAUUAUUCACAACCCUCUCCUCAAGCCCAUUCAUGAGGUGCUGCAAGGUGGACUGAGCGCCUUAUAUAACUACCUGAAACCUACAUGAAGAAAUACCUCGGUUUGUAGUUGUACAUGUGCGUGGUUUGCUGCUUCCUUGGCACCGUCUGACCAAACUCAACCCGAGCCUUUUUAUGUGUCAACAGCAUUUAAAGUCGUGGUCUUUCUCCGCUGGGCGCGCAAGGGUUUGGAAACCAUUGCUGGGCAGAUUCAGGACAUGGUUCCUCUAAAUAAUCUGAUCAUGGAGGGGAACGG
Messenger RNA from Fundulus heteroclitus (mummichog), 1352 nucleotides. RefSeq names its product leucine-rich repeat-containing protein 30. The transcript has a single exon. NCBI's taxonomy places the organism in Eukaryota, Metazoa, Chordata, Actinopteri, Cyprinodontiformes, Fundulidae. The coding region runs from base 247 to 1146 and encodes 299 amino acids. Gene Ontology annotation, molecular function: protein binding. The record is from RefSeq and is a predicted model, not a curated record.